AUGGAGCGUCCGAGAGUUCGGUCAGCUCCAGCACCCACCGCCCUUCCUCUAGUGAAGCCCGAGUCACCUAAACCACGGACCCAAUCAGAGCGGGAAGAGCGCGAGCCGAGAAAGCCGGGCGCUGGAGCCACCCGGGAGACCACUCCGGGACAGCGCUCUGAGACCAGGGUCCGGCGCUCCGUAGAGCGCGCAGACCACCCAGCUCCCUGGCCGACCCCUGCCGCGCCCUCCACCUCGCACCCGGGUCCCGCCGCGUCCUCACCUCGCGGGGACCGCUGCAGCCCUGGCGGUGGAGCGCAGACAUGCCCCCGAGGCGCACCCGCCGAGCCGCGUCCCUGCACGGUGGCCCCUUCCCGGGCCCCAGGCGCCACGGACCGCGCUUCCGAGGGGCGGGGAGCGGACAGGGCGGAGGCGUCACCGGGGCUGGGGCCAGGGGCCCGGCGGACAGCGCCGGGGGAGGGGAGUGUCGCUGGGAAAAAUCCCACUUGA
Molecule: messenger RNA, 489 nt
Organism: Castor canadensis (American beaver)
Lineage: Eukaryota; Metazoa; Chordata; Mammalia; Rodentia; Castoridae
Source: RefSeq, a predicted model, not a curated record